Messenger RNA from Morus notabilis, 1887 nucleotides. RefSeq names its product trihelix transcription factor ASIL1. Gene Ontology annotation, molecular function: transcription cis-regulatory region binding. Gene Ontology annotation, cellular component: nucleus. Lineage: Eukaryota; Viridiplantae; Streptophyta; Magnoliopsida; Rosales; Moraceae. The transcript is spliced from 2 exons. The record is from RefSeq and is a predicted model, not a curated record. Bases 328 to 1224 code for a protein of 298 amino acids.
AAAAACGCCCGAGCCGAAUAGAGAGAAAACUCCGAGCGCGAACCCCAGCGAAAUAAAAUAAAAACUCUCCCGCUUCUCACACGCUCGCCGUCGUACAAUUGCACGUUCACCAUUUCAAAACUUCGCCGUUCUCUCUCUCUCUCUAUCUCUCUCUCUCUCUCUCUCUCUACGCGCGCGCGCACACAUACAUGCAUGCACCGUCCCUGACGCCACACUUUCCGGCCGCCACAUCCUCGCUAACCGUAUCCCCGCCGUAACCGGUCACCGACACACGCUAAACCACCUCAACCCCCGAUUCUAACCCCAUCCCUCAACCCCGCCGCCGUCAUGGACUCCGACACCGGAACGCCGUCGCCGGCGAAGGCGCCGCUAGCCAGGACGACGCCGUUUUCGGGUCGCGAGGAUUGCUGGAGCGCUGACGCCACCUUUACCCUCAUCGACGCCUGGGGGGAGAGGUAUCUCGAGCUCAAGCGCGGGAACCUCCGGCAGAAGCACUGGCAGGAGGUCGCCGACGCCGUCAACUCCGACCACUGCGACGGCCCUAAGUCUCGCCGGACGGACAUCCAGUGCAAGAAUCGCAUUGACACGCUCAAGAAGAAGUACAAGAUCGAGAAGGCUAGGGUUUCCGAUUCCGACGGAACCUACGUCAGCCCCUGGCCCUUUUUCGCUCGCCUUGACGCCUUGAUCGGCGCAACCUUUCCCGUCGCCAAGAAGCUCUCUCCUCUGCUGGCGACGGCCGCCGGCGGUUACCGGAAUCCGUCGCCGCCGUCGUGGGCACGGUACUCGCCGGUGCCGGUCGGCCCCCGAUCCGCUACUCUGAAGCGGCCGGCGCCGCCGGCGCCGUUCGCCGUGGAUUACGAGGGAUCGGCUAGGAACUUCUCCGCGUUUGCAGCAGCGGCCGUGGCGGCUCUUGCGGAGGAGGAGGCGGAGGAUGAGGAAUCCGACCGAUCGGGGUCUCGGUCGAGCAUGAAGAGCCGGGGAAGGGAUGAGAGGGAGAGAGAGCCGAUGUACAGGGAAUUGGCGAAGGCGAUAGAGAGGUUCGGAGAGAUAUAUCAGAGAGUGGAGGUGGCGAAGCAGAGGCAGAUGGUUGAGUUGGAGAAGCAGAGGAUGCAAUUCGCCAAGGAUUUGGAGUUCCAAAGGAUGCAGCUUUUCAUGGAAACGCAGGUUCAGCUUCAAAAGAUUAAGCGCGCCAAGCGAUCUCCCGGCGCCGACAGUUACUCUUAGCUUCGCGGUCGAAUGAGUCAUCAUGGUUUGUGGCUGCUUCUCUUCAAAAGGUACAGCGAGUUUACUAAGAACUGCAUACGGUUUUCGUUUGUUUUGGGUGAAGCACUAUGCUGAAACGGACUUUGAAGUGGUCAGACAAAAAUGUGGUAAUACCUUUAUGUGAAUUAUUUUCGUUACUCUUUUCUUUUAGGGAGCACUAGAAAGAUGUAACUAUGUUUAUUGUUAAUUUUUUUAAAAUUUUCCAUAUUAGUUGUUCUCCCUCUUAUCAUCGUUUGGUUUCUAAGCUUGUUUGCUGUAUAAGAAAGGGUUUAGUUUUAUUUAUUUAAGGAAAAAAAAAUCUUCAAAUCCAACUCAGAAAUAGUUUUUGAGCAUUGAGAAUAUGCCUAAAUAAACUUAUUUCUGACAUGUUCAUGUUCAUGACAUCUCUUCUCUAAACUGAUUAUCAUUCGUGUUCUUGUCUACAACAAUUACUGGUUUGUGCUUUUAUCGAGGCAAAAGUUGUUGAAUAAGCAAGAUAAGCUUAAUAAUGUACAUCGCAAUAACACAUCUAUUACCUAUUUCCUCAUAUAUGGGAUGUGAUAUUGUUCUGAAGCAUUAACCAGUGCUCUUCAUCAUCGCUGAAAAAAGGAAAAAAAAAAAAGAAAAAAGAGAGAAGGUAUUGUU